This is a messenger RNA of Physcomitrium patens, 676 nucleotides long. RefSeq names its product large ribosomal subunit protein P1. Gene Ontology annotation, molecular function: ribonucleoprotein complex binding; protein kinase activator activity; structural constituent of ribosome. Gene Ontology annotation, biological process: cytoplasmic translation; translational elongation. The record is from RefSeq and is a predicted model, not a curated record. Gene Ontology annotation, cellular component: cytosolic large ribosomal subunit; ribosome. Lineage: Eukaryota; Viridiplantae; Streptophyta; Bryopsida; Funariales; Funariaceae.
AGCUUCUUCUUCCUGCUCCCACCUGGCUUCGUCUUUUUCCUCAUCCAAUUCCCUCAGAUCCGAGCUCUCCCUCGAUCCCGUAUCGCCACCAUGUCGAUCAGCGAGCUUGCCUGCACUUACGCCUGUCUCAUCCUCCACGAUGACGGCAUUGCCAUCACUGCCGACAAGAUUGCAGCUUUGGUGAAGGCUGCUAACGUGUCCGUAGAGGGAUACUGGCCUUCUCUAUUCGCGAAGCUAUGCGAGAAGAGGAGCGUCGAUGACCUUGUCACCAAUGUUGGAGGUGGUGGUGGUGGUGCAGUCGCUGUGAGUGCAGCACCUGCUGCUUCCGCUGCUGUUGAGGCACCCAAGGAAGAGGAGAAGAAGGAAGAACCGAAGGAGGAGAGUGAUGACGACAUGGGCUUCAGCUUGUUUGAUUAGAGUUGCCCAAUGGGUUGUGUUGGAUCUCGUUCAUGCCAAGUUCUGAAUCACUCAUUUUAAGGGUAUAAUCAUCAAUUCUUAAUGCCCAGGAGGUUCUCGAUGGUGGCAUCUUGUCUUACAUUGAUUUUGCCUUCGCAAAUCUCCGACAUUGGUCACCACCCUUGUAACCUAGAGAUAUGAAAGUAAACAAUGGUUGGGUUGCCUUGUGAUGACGAGGCGGAAAAUUCCAUAAAGCCUACUUCACAUAAUCUUCUGAUCA